This is a messenger RNA of Octopus sinensis (East Asian common octopus), 2744 nucleotides long. Its product is annotated as endoplasmic reticulum chaperone BiP. The transcript is spliced from 7 exons. Gene Ontology annotation, molecular function: misfolded protein binding; ATP hydrolysis activity; ATP binding. The record is from RefSeq and is a predicted model, not a curated record. Gene Ontology annotation, cellular component: endoplasmic reticulum chaperone complex; membrane; endoplasmic reticulum lumen. The coding region runs from base 276 to 2249 and encodes 657 amino acids. NCBI's taxonomy places the organism in Eukaryota, Metazoa, Mollusca, Cephalopoda, Octopoda, Octopodidae. Gene Ontology annotation, biological process: protein refolding; cellular response to unfolded protein; endoplasmic reticulum unfolded protein response.
AGACGCUUCUAGACUCAAUCAUUCUUGUUUCUCUCACACAGUAAAGUCAACACUAGAAACCAUUCUGAGCGAAUUUGUCAGUGUUUUAUGAAAAUUUCAACGAUUUUCUGCUUGAAAUAUAAUUCUUUAUUUACGAAAAAAAUACAAUAAGUAAUAAUAAUAUACAGAGCUUAGAAGCCACCGGAUUUAUUGUCACUGUUCGGAGUUAUUUCUCGUAUUCAUUCAUCAGAAAGAUUUUAAAGAAAUAUAUUCCAGUCUGAGCACAAAGAUCUAACAUGAAAAGUAUAUUACCCGUACUACUGGUUGUAGUUACCAUAACUACAUCAGUAAUAGCUGCCACCAAGAAGGAAGACGACAGCAAGAAGAAAGAGUCUGUGGGUACGGUGAUUGGUAUCGACUUGGGAACAACUUACUCUUGUGUCGGCGUUUUCAAGAAUGGACGUGUGGAAAUAAUUGCAAAUGAUCAGGGAAAUCGUAUUACUCCAUCAUAUGUGGCUUUCACCGGUGAGGGUGAACGUCUUAUCGGAGAUGCAGCCAAAAAUCAGUUGACCAGCAACCCAGAAAACACAAUCUUUGAUGUCAAGAGAUUAAUUGGUCGUACUUGGGACGAUAAAUCUGUGCAGCAUGAUAUCAAAUUCUACCCUUUUAAAGUUAUCAACAAGAACAACAAACCCCAUGUCCAAGCCAAAGUUAGUGGUGAAAUGAAAACUUUUGCUCCAGAAGAAAUUUCUGCCAUGGUUCUUGGUAAGAUGAGGGAAAUUGCUGAAGCUUACUUGGGUAAAGAAAUUAAAAAUGCUGUGGUUACUGUACCUGCUUAUUUCAAUGAUGCCCAGAGACAAGCUACCAAAGAUGCUGGAACAAUUGCAGGCCUCAAUGUAAUGAGAAUCAUUAAUGAACCAACUGCUGCUGCAAUUGCAUAUGGUCUUGAUAAGAGAGAAGGAGAGAAGAAUAUUCUUGUUUUUGAUCUUGGUGGUGGUACUUUCGAUGUCUCACUUUUAACUAUUGAUAAUGGUGUAUUUGAAGUAAUGGCUACCAAUGGUGACACCCAUCUUGGUGGUGAAGAUUUUGAUCAGAGAGUUAUGGAACAUUUCAUCAAACUAUAUAAGAAAAAGAAGGGCAAGGAUCUCCGUAAAGAUAACCGUGCAGUUCAGAAACUUAGACGUGAGGUUGAAAAGGCUAAACGUCUGUUGUCCACUCAGCAUCAAGCCAGACUCGAAAUUGAAGCUCUUUUUGAUGGAGAAGACUUUUCUGAAUCUAUAACUCGGGCUAAAUUUGAGGAUUUGAAUAUUGAUUUAUUCCGCUCUACAAUGAAACCAGUACAAAAAGUUUUGGAGGAUUCGAGUCUUGGCAAGAAAGACAUUGAUGAAAUUGUGCUUGUCGGUGGUUCUACUAGAAUUCCUAAAAUCCAACAUUUGGUCAAAGAUUUCUUUAAUGGCAAAGAACCUAACCGUGGUAUCAACCCUGAUGAAGCUGUCGCAUAUGGUGCUGCUGUCCAAGCUGGAGUCUUGAGUGGUGAAGAAGAUACUGGUGACCUUGUCUUGUUGGAUGUUAACCCCUUAACUAUGGGUAUUGAAACUGUUGGAGGAGUCAUGACCAAACUUAUCCUUCGUAAUACUGUUAUACCUACCAAGAAAUCUCAAAUUUUCUCUACUGCUUCUGAUAAUCAACCAACUGUAACCAUUCAAGUUUUUGAAGGUGAACGUCCCAUGACCAAAGACAACCACUUAUUAGGAAAAUUUGAUUUAACUGGCAUCCCCUCUGCUCCACGUGGUGUCCCUCAGAUUGAAGUAACCUUUGAAAUCGACGUUAAUGGUAUCCUAAAAGUCACAGCUGAAGAUAAAGGAACUGGUAACAAAAAUAACAUUGUCAUCCAGAAUGAUCAAAACAGACUUACACCUGAAGAAAUUGAGAACAUGGUUGCUGAUGCUGAGAAAUAUGCUGAUGAAGACAAAAAGACCAAAGAACGGGUUGAGUCCAGGAAUGAAUUGGAAGGUCUUGCUUAUUCUUUGAAAAACCAGCUUGGCGACAAGUUUGGUAGCUCACUUAGUCCAGAAGACAAAGAAACUAUGGAAAAAGCUGUUGAAGAUACAAUUAAAUGGUUAGAAGCCAAUCAAAAUGCUGAAUCAGAUGAAUUCAAAGCCAAAAGAAAGGAAUUAGAAGAUAUUGUUCAACCAAUUAGGGCUAAAUAUCAAGGACAGGGUUCAGAACCUCCUAAAGGGGGAGACACAGAAGACAAGGAUGAAUUAUAAAAAAGAAAUGUUUUAGGACUUACAAGGAACAUUUAACAAAUUGUCUUGAAUUCAGAAAUUCCAUCAUUGUCUGAAUGCUUUUUAUAUUUACAUUCAAGACUUGAUCUUCUCGUCUCAGAAUGGGUAUGGGAGGAUUCUACUGCUGCUUGUUUUUUCAUCUCCGAGACUUAUGUGAUUGAGACUUGUAUAUAUUUAAAUAAUUUCCAUUUGUUGUUGUCUUUCAUGUACACAUUUUUUGUUUUGUUUUCUUUUGUUUUGUUUAUGUACUUAUUUUGACCUUUUGUCUGGCUACACAUUGAAUAUCUCAAUCACAAUUCCACUAAUUUGUUUUUAUUUCCUCUGUUAUUACUGGUCUGUAUCAGACACAGUGAAGGACAUAAUUAAAAUUAAAACUGCAGCAGUCCAGAUGAAUGAAUGAACAGUGUGUCAGCCAGAUAAAGAUCAUGUCUGUAGAAAAAAAAAUAAAUAUUAAAAAAAAUAAUUUGUAAAAAAAAA